AAUUACUUCAAAUUAAAUGACGUACGAGCGUUUAGCGUUUAAAGAAGACCACAUCAAUUCUUUAUUUGUUUACCGACAGCCAUCACGCGAUUCACUCGCCCCCAUACAUAUAUAAAAGAGAUGGCAAUGAAAAUACGCAUUUCAUUUGGCAUUUUAACUUAUUUCGCGUGUGCCAGCGCGGUGCAAAUAAAUUAAAAAAUAUAACUGUCAUUCUUUGCCGCGCAACAUUCGAGUCAAAUUAUGGAUUUAUUAAUUACGUUUUAAUUUCUUUAAGAAGUGAAUGUUUGUGUAAUUAUUUGGUUAAAUCUUUAAAUUAUUAUUAAAAACGUGUUAAUAUAUUUAAAUCGAUCAAAAAAUCACUUUCACUAAUAAUGUGUGGAAAUUGACUAAACAUAAAACGUCACGGGAAUAAUUCCCGCUAAAUUUUGACAGUAGGUCGGAGCUACAGAUAAAAAAUCGUGUUUAUUUUUUUCUGAUAUAUCUCUAAUAUCUCUAAAAAGUUUAGUAUGGAUACGAAUUGGACUAUGUUCCCCCGUAUGGGGUUGCGAUCUCCCAACUUGACGAAUACGACAGUGAAUCUCCAGGAGAGCUUCGAAAUCGACCUGGAAGACACAAACUGGAUCCUCACAUCUUCGUUCAUCAUUUUUACAAUGCAGACAGGUUUCGGCAUGCUGGAGUCCGGAUGCGUGUCCAUAAAGAAUGAAGCUAACAUCAUGAUGAAGAACUUGGCUGACAUUUCUUUGGGAGGUCUUACCUACUGGAUCUUUGGCUACGGCAUGUCCUUCGGAGAAGGGACAUACUCGAACCCGUUUAUAGGAGUGGGGGACUUUCUGCUGGACCCCCCAGUAGGGGAUGCUCUCAUGGGGCCCGUGUUUGCAUCGUUCCUGUUCCAACUGUCGUUUGCUACUACUGCCACUACUAUUGUCAGUGGGGCUAUGGCUGAGAGGUGCAACUUCAAGGCCUACUGCCUGUUCUCGCUGCUGAACACCAUCGUGUACUGCGUGCCCGCCGGCUGGGUGUGGGGCUCCCACGGGUUCCUCAACAAGCUGGGCGCUGUAGACAUCGCGGGCUCCGGGCCUGUGCAUCUUAUAGGUGGCGCAUCAGCCUUCGCUUCAGCUCUGAUGCUGGGUCCGCGACUGGGUCGGUAUGCUCACGGCAUAGCCCCACUACCUAUGGGCAACCCCGUCAAUGCAGUCAUGGGGACUUUCGUCCUCUGGUGGGGCUGGUUGGCCUUCAAUUCCGGCAGCACUUAUGGGGUGAGUGGAGCUAAAUGGCAGUAUGCAGCGAGGGCAGCGGUGAUGACUAUGAUGGGAUCUUUCGGAGGAGGCUGCUUUGGUCUACUCUUUACGUUAAUCAAAAAUAAGGGAAAGGCAGAAGUGAUGGAACUCAUUAAUAGUGUGCUGGGAUCCCUGGUUUCAAUUACUGCUGGCUGUUUCCUCUACCGAGCUUGGGAGUCACUGCUGAUCGGAUUCAUAGGGGCUGCCAUAGCUUCGGGCACUUCUCCGCUGUUCGACAUGAUGGGGGUAGACGAUCCGGUUGGAGCGUCCGCCGUCCAUGGUGCCUGUGGACUUUGGGGUGUACUAGCAGUUGGACUAUUCGCUGACAACCCGAUUCCCAUGGAAACUACUAACGGCAGAUCUGGACUGUUCAAGGGCGGUGGCUGGUACCUCCUGGGCGUGCAGUCCCUGACAGGCGUGUGCCUGAUGACGUGGGGCAUCCUGGUGACCAUCACGCUGCUGUGGGUCAUCGACAAGAUCAUGCCCAUCCGCAUGGACCCCUACACCGAGCUGCUGGGGGCUGACAUUACGGAACACAGGAUUAGGCAUGGACAGGUGGGGAUAUCCCGCGCAGUAUCAGCGCUGCGUCCGUACCACCGGUCCAGCAGCAUCGAGCAGAUGGCCACGGUCGGGAUGAACACCGGCCACGGCUACAUCGUCGACAAACUCAAUGAGGCAAAGAAAAAGAACGGUCUAUUCCACGUAUUUAGCAACAAAGCGUACGUGAGCGACCAAGAACCAACUCCAUCGUUCACAACGCAAGGAUUCUUACACAAGCGACCUGGCAACACUGGAAACCACGCCCACAGCACUCUAGACUCUAUGGUCCACGAAAUCAAUGAUACCACACUAAUAAAUAAAGAGAUCAGCAAUGUAAUUCAUGUAAUACCAGAGGAAAUAAAAGGGAAGAGGUAUAAAGAUUUGUCGCCUAAAGAAUUGGAGGAUUUGGGCCGAAUCAGCGCCAAUCAGGAUCGGUUUAGGUACAGAUUUCAUGAAGAUGAUUAUAAAAGGGAUGUGCAGAGGAGUGCUACUUCUAAUGUACGGUGGUUAGAUUAAAUAAGAAACAUUAU
Messenger RNA from Spodoptera frugiperda (fall armyworm), 2347 nucleotides. RefSeq names its product putative ammonium transporter 2 (gene Amt). The record is from RefSeq and is a predicted model, not a curated record. Gene Ontology annotation, molecular function: ammonium channel activity. The transcript is spliced from 12 exons. Gene Ontology annotation, biological process: ammonium transmembrane transport; ammonium homeostasis. Lineage: Eukaryota; Metazoa; Arthropoda; Insecta; Lepidoptera; Noctuidae. Bases 507 to 2333 code for a protein of 608 amino acids. Gene Ontology annotation, cellular component: membrane.